AUGGCUAAAGCCAGGGAGGUUUUCGAGUCUGGAAUCACAUUGCCAAUUCGUUUCCGUAAGGAACAAUUGAGAGCAUUGCACAAGUGCAUGGAGGACAAUGCCGAUGCAAUCGCAAAGGCAUUGUACAAAGAUUUUGGAAAGCACCCAAAUGAGGUUCAGCUCGCUGAGGUUGGCGGUGUCCAAAAGGAAGCUGCUGCUAUGCACGAUCGUCUAGAUGCUCUUGCUAAAGAUGAAUAUGUGCCUACGGAAUUCAUAAAUGCUAGCGAUCGUGUGCACAUCACCAACCAACCAUUCGGUGUGGUUACCGUCAUCGGGCCCUGGAAUUACCCUGUCAAUCUGGUGUUGAACCCUCUGGUUGGAAGUAUUGCUGCAGGAAACGUUACUGUUAUCAAGCCUUCCGAGGUCACUCCCCACACCGCAGCUGUCUUGGGACGUAUUCUUCCCAAAUAUCUCGACCCUCGUAUCGUAUACUUUGUACAAGGAGCUGUGCCUGAGACAACUGCCUUGUUGGCUGAGAAAUCUGACUUGAUUUUGUACACUGGGAACGGUGCUGUCGGAAAGAUUGUUAUGGCUGCAGCUGCCAAGCACUUGACCCCAGUAGUUCUUGAACUAGGGGGUAAAUCACCAGUCAUCUUGUGUGAAGACUCUGACUUGACUAUUGCUGCUCGUCGUAUCAUGUGGGGCAAGACUCUCAAUGCAGGCCAGACAUGCAUUGCACCCGACUACGUCCUCUGCCCAGCCAACCUGCGCGACAAGUUCGCCGCUGAAUGUGCUAAAGCUGUAGACGAAUUCUUGGGUCAAGACCAUGCUGCUUCUCCCGAUCUUACCAAGAUUGUGAACAAGCAUCACUUUGCCCGUUUGAGCAAAUUGUUGACCCGCCAAUCCCAAGUCGCCUCAUCCAAAGUCGCUGUUGGUGGUAAAUCAAACGAAGCUACUCGUUUCUUCGAACCAACUGUCGUUGUUGGUGUAAAGCCUGAAGAUCCUCUCAUGGAGGGUGAAAUAUUUGGACCCAUCUUGCCAAUUGUAGACUGCGCCAACGUAGACGAAGCAAUCAAGUUCGUCAACGCUCGCGAUCGUCCUUUGGCGCUUUAUGUCUUCACUAAGAGUGAAAAGGUCAUUGACCGAGUCAAGCGUGCUACCUACUCUGGUGGCUUCUUGGCAAACGACGUAAUUAUGCACAUCAGCCCACAAGAAGUUCCGUUUGGAGGAAUCGGACCCUCAGGAAUGGGCAACUACACUGGAAAGUACUCCUACUAUACCUUCACUCACAGGAAGGGAUCCAUGAUCAAGGCACAGAACAUGGAAUUCGUCAACCAAAUACGAUACCCACCUUACACUGAUGCCAAGAAGAAUUUCAUGGCAUUCAUGUUGAGCGCCAAGCCUACCAGUGAUACUCAAAAGUUUAUCAAUGGUGCUUUGUACUAUCUUGGAGUGACUGCUGUUGCGUUCCUUGCUUACAAGGGUGUACAAACUUACCUCAAGAAGUAG
Molecule: messenger RNA, 1488 nt
Organism: Synchytrium microbalum
Lineage: Eukaryota; Fungi; Chytridiomycota; Chytridiomycetes; Synchytriales; Synchytriaceae
Exons: 9
Coding region: 1-1488 (495 amino acids)
Biological process (GO): aldehyde metabolic process
Cellular component (GO): cytoplasm
Molecular function (GO): aldehyde dehydrogenase (NAD+) activity
Source: RefSeq, a predicted model, not a curated record